Messenger RNA from Pogonomyrmex barbatus (red harvester ant), 1043 nucleotides. RefSeq names its product INO80 complex subunit C. Gene Ontology annotation, cellular component: Ino80 complex. Gene Ontology annotation, biological process: chromatin remodeling. The record is from RefSeq and is a predicted model, not a curated record. Lineage: Eukaryota; Metazoa; Arthropoda; Insecta; Hymenoptera; Formicidae.
AUUGUUGUGUCGUGUACUUGUGUCACUAAAUCGAAAGCACUCAAAGUCAAGAAUAAAAUAAAACAAACAGGAAAAGUACUAUGCAUAUACACGAAAUCUUAUUUAAUUUCUGUCAAUAGCGCGCUGACGCGUGUACUUCACACCGACGCAUAUGCCACGGAAAUACAUAAAAAUUUGACUGUAGUGAAGUAGAUUAUUUUUCAACUUUCAAGUGCAGAAAGUGCAAGAGAGCGCGGUCGAAAAAAACAAGGCAAAAGACUCCGGCUCUCAAAUCAGUGAAAAAUGCAUGAAAACUGAUUCGCAUAUUCGCUUUUCCUCGAAAAUGGCAAGCGAAGAAGUAAUUGAGGCUAAUAAAAAGCCACAACCUGUAUUUAAGAAUCGUUCGUUUCAACAGAAAUUUCGGCCGACUAGUACUACUGGGAAGAAACGUACUUGGCGAUCGUUGAAACAAGUUUUGGCUCAGGAGCGUUCAUUGCCAUGGCCAAUGACGAUAAAACACUAUAGCUCCAUUAAUGCACCGCCGAGUUUCAAGCCUGCGAAAAAGUACUCUGAUAUUUCCGGAUUACCGGCACGAUACACGGAUCCGCAAACUAAGUUAUAUUAUGCCACUGCGGAAGAAUUUGCCACGGUUCGCAGUUUACCGAUGGACAUAACGGCUGGAUAUUUGGCUUUACGCGGAGCAUCUAGUAUCGUUGGUUAAAUGAUCCAAUCAUCUCGACAUGGGCUAAAAUUAAUAAUAAAAUGGGCACGAUCGCUGUAUCGUGGUCCACACAUAGUUGGACAUUCGAUAUAACACCCAAGUUUGCAACGUUUUCGUUAUACGAACAUCUGUACGCAUUUCGCAAGCGUUGCUACUCUUACAUUUCGUUUAUAGAAGAGGUAUUUGGAUAGGAAUGGAGAAUAAAAUGGGACGGAUUCAAUCGAGAGACAGAAUAAAUCAAGUAUCGAUAUUUUUUAUAUCUCACAGACAACAUUUAUAACAUUUCGUCGUGUCUGUUAAUGUGCUUUGUAGAGGAUUUUUCAAAAUGAACAAUUCCAUAAAU